AUGGGGGGGGUCUGGCCAGGGCCGAGUGCACUUUCCAAUGCACCGCCAACACCGUGGCGGACCGCCACGGUGUUGGCGGACCGUGUUUUCGACAUCUACUACAACGUGCUCGACGGCUCAAAGCCCCCGUGUGUGCGGCGCCGCUCCAACACCAGCGGCGGCAGCUCCGUCAGUGGCGGCAGCACCGCCAGCAAUGGCGGCAGCGGUGCGGGCGGCAGCCGCGGAAGCAUGGGGAGCGGCAGCCGCAAGCGGGCGCCCGAGACGGACAAGGAGGACACGGCGACAGGCACGCAGCACCGGCCGGUUCGGUCGGGGGCAGGGUGGCGUGCGCCUGCGGUGGCGGGGAUUGGCUCGGCGACGUCGGGCAUGGCGGCGUUGGGCCUGACCGAGGCCGGGAUGUUGCUGGAUGAUGAUGAUUACUGUGUGAUUGUGGAGUAG
This is a messenger RNA of Volvox carteri f. nagariensis, 438 nucleotides long. RefSeq lists its product as uncharacterized. The record is from RefSeq and is a predicted model, not a curated record. The coding region runs from base 1 to 438 and encodes 145 amino acids. The transcript is spliced from 3 exons. NCBI's taxonomy places the organism in Eukaryota, Viridiplantae, Chlorophyta, Chlorophyceae, Chlamydomonadales, Volvocaceae.